Kwoniella mangroviensis CBS 8507 is the source of this 582-nucleotide messenger RNA. RefSeq lists its product as uncharacterized. The transcript is spliced from 2 exons. The coding region runs from base 1 to 582 and encodes 193 amino acids. The record is from RefSeq and is a predicted model, not a curated record. NCBI's taxonomy places the organism in Eukaryota, Fungi, Basidiomycota, Tremellomycetes, Tremellales, Cryptococcaceae.
AUGGCUCUCACAGAUAUCGAUCAAGGAACAGAAACAAAACAGAAAAGUUGGAUCAAAAUCAACGAUAUAUCUAAUGCCAUCAAACAAUAUAUUCAAGAUCAUCCAUACCAAUCUGCUUUUCACGCAUCCAAUGUCGUAGUCUUCUUCGCACCUGGAUCAGUGUGGGGUCCAGUAUUGGGUGUAUUGGGAUUCACAGAUUUAGGUCCUGCUGCAAGUUCAAUCGCAUCAGCCGUUCAAGCUGUCAUUCAUCCUGUAGUGCCUAGAAGCAUGUUCGCAAUUUUUCAUGCUGCCCAAAUGGGUGGAUAUGGUAUGGAGAUUAUGAAUAGUGUCGUAAGGUCUGGGAUUGAGAUGAUCACUGGUGGGUACUGGUAUUCAAAAUAUUCUCGAAAUGGUGAAGCGGAUACGAGAAAAGGACCUUCAAAGCAAAUCAAGGAUGAUGAUAAGCUCCAGGUUAAGUCCAUGUUAACGAAGAUACCUCCCAAUUCGAGAGACAAGGAAGAUCAUCUGGAUAUAGAUAUUAUAUUUGUAUAUCUUUCGAUCCCAAUCCUCUUUCACUGCUAUAAUCUGAAAAAAGAAAUCUAA